GCAACUGAACUGUUCUCGCCGGGGCGGUUCAUACGGGGCUGGGCGUGGGCUCUAACAGUCUCCUCUCCCUAUUCGAAGCACAUUGUUCGCCGUGUGCUAACCUCGGGUACAACACUGAACGAAUGCUUUGAGAAAUUUAACUUAAAAAUAACAAUGUCUGGAAUAGCAACAUACAUUUCUGUUGUCGAAAACUGUUGAGACAUUCGUUGAGGAAACACCAUUUGGAUUUCUAUGCUUGGAACGCCCAGAAGAUACUGAGUUGAAACAUUGUUUCCAGUAUACCACCUCGUCCUCUUGAUAAUUAGAGUAGAGCUCUGAUUAUUAAGUGUGCGUGUGGGGAGCAGUGAGGAUGACGGAGUACAAGUUGGUAGUGGUGGGGGCUGGAGGUGUGGGGAAGAGUGCACUCACCAUCCAGCUUAUCCAGAACCACUUUGUGGAUGAAUACGACCCCACCAUAGAGGACUCGUACAGGAAGCAGGUGGUGAUUGACGGGGAGACGUGUCUGCUGGACAUCCUGGACACUGCAGGUCAGGAGGAGUACAGCGCCAUGAGGGACCAGUACAUGAGGACAGGGGAGGGCUUCCUCUGUGUCUUCGCCAUCAACAACACCAAGUCCUUCGAGGACAUCCACCAGUACAGGGAACAGAUCAAGCGUGUGAAGGACUCUGAUGACGUACCCAUGGUGCUAGUGGGUAAUAAAUGUGACCUCCCGGCACGUACUGUGGACACGCGGCAAGCACAGGAACUGGCCCGCAGCUAUGGAAUUCCCUACAUCGAGACCUCGGCCAAGACACGACAGGGGGUAGAGGAUGCCUUCUACACACUAGUCAGAGAGAUCAGGCAGCACAAGCUGAGGAAGCUCAACCCUCCUGACGAGAGUGGACAGGACUGCAUGAGCUGCCGAUGUGUGGUGUCAUGAUGGAGCUCACCAGUUCGGGGUGAGGGGUGGACCUAUGGCGCGUAGUGGCAGCAUGGACUUGAAGACUGACGGUGGAGGCUGAAACGACAACAACAAACUUUGAAACUAAAGAUGACGGUCCAAGAAAGGCAGAGCAAGCAGAUGCAUCACCAGGCUGUCUGUGUACCAUAGACAUUGGGGAGAGGAGUGCCUUGCCCCUGCCAGGCCAGGCUGUGCCAUGCUAGUCUAGACUAGGCUGUCUGUCUGUCCCCUCUUUGAGUCCAUGUCUGCCAGAGCAACACCACUAAUGACUGUUUUUCUCCAGUGUGAUCAUGCUGAGCAUCUCCAAUGAGUUCCUGCGAAGUUAUUGUUUUAGUCUCAACACUGGUCUUAAAGAGGGGUGCCACCAACCCCUGGUGAUUCCUCCCACCUCCUCCUCACACCUCAAAACCCAGAUUUUACAUUAGACCCCCUGAAAAGAGUAGACAGUAGUAGCCUAUAUCCCCAUGCCUAAUUAACCUCCCCCAGCCUCCUUGUUCCUCUCUAGAGGGGCUCUGCAGAAAUCUCAUUAUUAUGGAUACAGGUAGGGGACAGAGCAUGAUACAAGAUACACCACAUAGGAAUGGUGCCUUUUUUUAACAGUUAGUCUAACCGUCAAACCUACCUUUAUUUUCUUCUUAAAACACAUUGUUUUUGAUAUGUGACUUUUUGUGAUUGAAGGUUUUGAAGGUGAUCAUACUCAGCGCUGUAAAGUAAGUCAGGAUGUUUAUUUUGUGUGAUGGGAGGUUGCCAUUUUAAGACCUGUCGCCGUGAGGAAGUCCUUAUUUUGGGUCCUUAUGUUGAGAGGAUCAAACAUAUGGAUGGACUCAUUUUCCCAGAUUGCCAUUGCCUUCCCCCUCGCAGACUUGUGUGUGUGCGUGCGUGUGUGUUUGCUAAAGGGUUCUCUUUGUGGAGUAAUAUAGUACUAGAUAGUGUCGGUUCCGGUGCGAUAGAAAUGUUUACUGUCUGACUAGGUUUAGGGAUUGGGAAUAAACCAUCUCUCAUGCCUAUUGAUUAUUUGCUUGUAUUUCUUGGGUGGAGAAGUGAGUGGUACAUGAGUGAUGUUUUACUUGCUGUUGCCUUCAAGGUUGGGCUGUAUUGUGGUGGGAAGGAUGGGAGACUAACAUCAUUGCUUGGUCCAUGCAGUGCCAUUAUUUAUCAUGGAAUGGUUAUGCAGUGAAAGAUUCUUGCACAGAUUUUCAAGGAAGUGGAAUAAAAUACGCUUUGAGUUUGAUUAAGUGGUAUUAUAAGACACCGGUGGCAUUAAUUUCUUUCAAGUUCCUUUGCUUAGAUAACUUUAUGGUGUUUAGUAUACUUUGACAGUUCUAGAUAGCAGGUAUCAGUCUUCACUGUGUUUUUAUUAAGGCUCAGGAAAUAGGAAUGUCCGGAAAUGUCUCGCCUUUUGAUCCUGGAACAUAAGAUAGAACGCCAGAAUUUCAACUUCACAGAUUGUAAUGCACAAGACCUGCCUUAAAUGACUGGUAAUAUGUGGGAUAAAACUGUUGUUGUUUGGCCACAGAGAAAAUAACCUUCUCUCAUUCUACUCACUACUGCCUCCUCAGAUAGAUCUUUGGUUCCCUGAGAAGAUAAUUUGAUUUAAGCUAGUCAUGUCUGAGCCAACUUCAAUUGAAAGAAAAGUCAGUGGAAAACAUUCUUCAUUUUGGGGGUUCUCUUGUGAUAUUUAUCAAUAUUGAAUGGUGUAGGUAGGCCUACUAGCUUUUGUGUUCUCUACAACACUAACAGCAGCAUUGGGCUGCCAAUACAAAUGAACACUGCUUGGUCCUGUUUAAAUUGCCUUAUUUGUUAGCUUGUACUUCAUGCCUUGUACAUGUUAUAGCAGUAUGUUUUCCGGAAGCAGGUGUUUCUGUGAUGGUCUGUGUCUGCUUUCCUCUGUGGAUAACUGUCGUUGUGAAUGACUGGUGACGAUUGGAGAUUGUUUGUGCUCCUUCUUUCCCUCCACAGACAUGAGGAAAACAAACUCUGAAACACUCCAACCAGAUGUGAUUCUGUACCGCAUGCCCUGUCUGAGUAGUUAAUGAUUGUUUGUGUUUUAGUCCAAACCAAGUAUGUUUUAUGACUCCAAUCUUAAUUCAUUAAGUGUUCGUUCUUUUUUUACCAUAAAAGGGCCACUUUCUUUUUAUUUCCCCCUCCUGUUUUUGAAGGUACUUACCCCCAGUUCAGCCACAGUGACCCAGUAGUACAUUGUGGUGCCUCAUUAGACCUCCGUCAAAUCCAAGUCAACACACCUUGACCUCUUGCCUAGAAGAUAGACCUUAACGUUGGAAAAAAAUAUUUUUAUUUUGUUGCUAGAAAUGCUUAAUUUCACUCGGACCUUUUGCUGCUAUCAUACAUGUGAGUGGUGUUCCUUAGUAUAUGUACAGUACGUGCUCUUGUAUGUGGUUUUCCAGGAGCUGCCCUCCCUUUAAUCUCUCCCUCUCCAACAAACACUCUGCUGAAUUACCCCCCAUCUUGCCUGGACACAAUAACACCUGUUGGCAUAUAAGGGCUUUUUGACCUGCACCCUCUACCAUGAGAGGGCCCUGCAGUCAGACAAGACUCCCCCGGAUCCUGUCACCUUUCCUGGGUUGCUACCCUUCAUAUGACCCCUUGGAUCCAGGGGAUGGACAAACUGUCAUUGAGGGGGGGCUGUGAUUGAAGGAUGAAGACACUGCACACAGGCUUGGUACCAUAACCUCAGACAACAGCUACUACACUUAUUCUGGCUCUGUUUGGAUAGAACACCUCCACUGCGUUGUGUGGACCACAGAUUACAUUCUGGAGCUCUGAGGGAUUCCGAGACUGGGACAAUGUUGGUCUUGUAUGGGUUUAUUCUCAAUCAAUUUAUUGUUUGUUUUUUUGGGUCAAACUGAUCAAACUGUGAAAAAAGGUGCAUUGUAACAGAAAAUAUAGUUUGUUCUAUUAAUAUAGGGCACUCCAUAACCGUAUAAAGUAAAUAUAUUCCGUACCUUGAAAAAUAUAUAACCAAUCUUAAAUAAACGUGGAUCUUUGUCCCCAUAGUGAUCUACUGGGUAACGGUAAACAAAUCACACAUGAUAUCUAACUUGUAUCAGGUGGACCUCUGGUGAUAGACAUGUACUGUACAGUUGUCUGAACUAUAGUUGGCAGUUAUUAUUUUCUAUUUACCAUUUCCCUUGUCUGUCUGUACUAUAUUGUACACUGACUGACGGGCAGUGAUGGACACACAUCUAAAGGUAAACUCUUACAAACUGGACAUCAGUUGUCAUCAAGAGGAAUACAAGACCAGCAGGCCACUGGUAAUCAUGUCUGAAUGGAGGGGAGUCUUUCGGGGACAAAAACAUGGACAUUGGGGGGGUUUUGCCCAAGUACUGAAAUCACAUAAAGGGCUUGCUUCUCCCUUGUAAAACUGUAGUUUGAACAAGCGAGAGAGGACAUGGGUUUGGAAGUUUGAUUGUGAAAAGAUCAACUGUUUGAACUAUUUAAGAUGUAUUUACUCUAACGAAAUAGCAAAUGUACAGCAGGGCAGGAAUAAAGAUGUCAAGAUAAACUCA
Molecule: messenger RNA, 4467 nt
Organism: Coregonus clupeaformis (lake whitefish)
Lineage: Eukaryota; Metazoa; Chordata; Actinopteri; Salmoniformes; Salmonidae
Product: GTPase HRas
Exons: 6
Coding region: 350-919 (189 amino acids)
Biological process (GO): Ras protein signal transduction
Cellular component (GO): plasma membrane
Molecular function (GO): GTP binding; GDP binding; GTPase activity
Source: RefSeq, a predicted model, not a curated record